Chenopodium quinoa (quinoa) is the source of this 1923-nucleotide messenger RNA. RefSeq lists its product as uncharacterized. Gene Ontology annotation, molecular function: lipid binding. The transcript has 6 exons. The coding region runs from base 291 to 1568 and encodes 425 amino acids. The record is from RefSeq and is a predicted model, not a curated record. Lineage: Eukaryota; Viridiplantae; Streptophyta; Magnoliopsida; Caryophyllales; Amaranthaceae.
AAAUCCGAAAAUCUCUGGUCUAAGUAGCAACCACAGCUUGAGCUCAUAAGCUGGCACUUAUCUCCAAUCCUUAUCCACUUUUUACUUCUCAUUUCUGUGUUUCUUUCUGAUUCUGACUUUACCCUUUUUGUCUUCUUCUUCCUUCAAUUUAUUCAAUUAUCAUUCAAUUUAAUUUAAUUUUUUUUUUUGGGGGGUUUAUCCUGAAUUCUCCCCAUUCUUCCCCAUACCCAAGAACCCUCGAUUCAACGCAGAUCAAAUUGAAUCGAGGGUUUGAUUAAAUUUAGGGGAAAAUGAUUGUGAUUUCAUUGUUAUUGGAAGUUUUAAAGAGUCCCAGUAUCUGGGAUAUGUUGUUGGAGCUGAUGUUGUUGACUGUACCUCUUUGGAUUGCUGUUUUUGUGGGAGUUGUUGUGGGUUGGGCUUGGAGGCCCAAUUGGGCCAUUUUUGGUGGUGGUGUAGCUCAAAAGCAAUCUUCUUCUUCAAGUGAUGAUAAGGGUUUUAAUUCAAAUUAUAGUUUUAUAUCUUUGAAAUCACUGGUUCCCAGAUUCUUGUCUCAGACUGUGUCAAAUGGCAAUUUGGAUGAUGAGCAAAAUAACCUUUUGAAGUCUAAUUCAAGUUUGUCAAAUCAUGAGAGACAUGUGGCCUCUGCUCUCAAUGAAGCUGAUUUGAGGCAUUUGUAUCAAUUGGUUGAAGUGCAAGAUGGAGGGCCUGCUUGGAUUCAUAUGAUGGAUCGUUCUACUCCAACUAUGACCUACCAAGCUUGGCGCAGAGAUCCCCCGACUGGUCCUCCACAGUAUCGUAGUAGAACUGUCUUUGAAGAUGCUACUCCAGAGAUGGUGAGAGAUUUUUUCUGGGACGAUGAAUUUCGAUCCAAAUGGGAUGAUAUGCUCAUACAUCAUGCUGUAUUGGAGGAGUUUCAGUCUACCGGCACCAUGAUAGUGCAGUGGGUACGCAAGUUUCCAUUCUUCUGCAGUGACAGAGAGUAUGUAAUUGGUCGCCGGAUCUGGGAAUCUGGAGGCUCUUAUUAUUGCGUCACAAAGGGUGUGCCUUUUCCCUCUCUGACUAGACGAGAUAAACCAAGGCGUGUUGAUCUUUAUUAUUCAAGUUGGUGCAUUCGUGCAGCUGAAUCUCAGAAAAAGGAAGGCCAGAUGACUGCAUGUGAGGUAAUACUCUUCCAUCAUGAAGAUAUGGGUAUUCCUUGGGAGAUUGCGAAGCUUGGAAUCAAGCAGGGUAUGUGGAAUGCAGUUAAGAAGAUAGACCCUGGCUUGCGCACAUACCAAAAAGAGAAAUUGUCUGGAGGUACAAUUUCUCAUUGUGCUUUGAUGGCUCAUUCUUAUACUCGAGUAAGUAUAGAUUACCUCAAGGCCUUGGAGGCUGCAACUGGUGAUUUGCCAAUUGAAAAUCACGACACAGAUACAAAUUCUUCAGAGAAAUCAGGAAUAGCCAUACCUAGAGUUGUCAUAGUAGGUGGGGCUAUUGCUCUUGCGUGCACUGUUGACAGAGGGCUCUUGACCAAAGCAGUUAUAUUUGGAGUGGCCAGAAGAUUUGCAAGAAUGGGGCGGAAGACAUGACAUUGUUUGCUCAUGAAAAAGUUGCAAGAACCAUUUGCUUGCAUUCGGAGCAUUCCCUGCCUCUUGAUGGGGAAUGAAAGAAGGUUGAUGGGCAUGACCGUGGCCCUGCGAAUUGAGAAGGCUGCUCCUUGUAUUAUAAACGGGAAAGAGAUUGGGCUCUCUUUUUUCUCUCUUUUUUGGGGGUGGGGGAGUUGGGAUUAUUUUUCAUUUGUUAAUUUAUUAGUCAAAAAAAAUCUGUACAACAUCUUAUGUCUUCACAUACACUUAUUAUAUGAUUUUCAUUCAGCUGUCUAUUCCUAACUUUAAAUAUUAGCGAUUAGAUUACUAUAAGCUAAAUAAAAAGGCUUUUUAUUCA